This is a messenger RNA of Rubroshorea leprosula, 695 nucleotides long. Lineage: Eukaryota; Viridiplantae; Streptophyta; Magnoliopsida; Malvales; Dipterocarpaceae. The record is from the annotation of a GenBank genome assembly.
CAUCCACCCGUUCCACCUUUCCCUUUGCAAGGGAUAUCAUCAAUGGUCCCAUACUUUCUACUCAAUAAUUAACCAAGCUACUAAUUUGUCAUGGCUGAAUUCUCAAGUAGGAUAGAUUUCUGCGUGUUUCUGCUCUGCUUCUCCUUCCUCCCCCGACCCUCUGCACCCGACGAUCCCCCGUUACCGCCACCCAUUUCCGGCCGGAAAUCCGGCGAAGCUUGGGGAUUUUCUCCUUCUUCUCUUGUUCUUGAACCCAGAAAUUCUCCCCCCCCUGCUGGAAAAUCCGGAUCUGCUUUGCUUUGUCCGCCGGCUGCUCUUAUUGUAGGGGCGAAUUCUGGGCAUUUUUGGAUUUCCCGUGAGCUUCCCCUGCACUGCCGCCGGCUUCUCCCCUUGCCAAGUCCGGUUCUGCAGCUAGAAAUUCCGGUUUUGAUCGUUCUGUCACUGUAGCACUUGGGUUAGCCUUCUGUUCUGUGCGAGUAAGGAAGCGAAACCGAGGACGGGGAAACCGAGGGGAGUGACGAGUUAGAGUUAGAAGGCUAGCCAUUUCGAGGUUGAUAUAGAUUUUAGAAAUAAAUCGUGAUCUGUAAUCCAGAGUGUAUUUGGAGAUUUUAUGAUAUCAGAAUAAAUUUUAAAAAGAUUUUAUCUGUAGAUUUUGGUGAUAUCAGACGUGAAUUGAAUAAAUUUCGAGCCUUGUG